AUGGAGUUUGACCAGCUGCGGCUGCAGCUGGCCGCCGGCAGGGUGUUCCAGGGAUACCAGGAGGGGCCCGUGACGUUCCGGCCCACCUACAAGUACGACCCCGGCACCGACAACUGGGACUCUAGCGAGAAGAACCGGGCGCCGGCCUGGUGCGACCGCGUGCUCUGGAAGGGCGACCGCAUCCGGCAGGUCAAGUACACCAGCCACCCGACGCUGACGCUCAGCGACCACAAGCCCGUGUCGGCGCUCUUCCAGGCCGGGGUCAAGGUCAUCGAUCCGGUCAAGUACCGUAAGAUCUAUGAGGACAUCAUGAAGGAGCUGGACAAGUACGAGAACGACUCGCUGCCGCAGGUGUCGGUUGACACCACCGAGAUCAUCUUCGGCACGGUCCACUUCUUCGAGACCAAGACGCAGCGGCUGGUCAUCACGAACACGGGCCAGGUGGCAGUGCAGUAUCGCUUCAUCAACAAAUUGAACGACACCACAUACUGCAAGCCCUGGCUGACGGUCGACCGGCAGACUGCUGUCAUUAUGCCUGGGGAGCGGUGUGAGGUGACGCUCGAGGUGCGCGUGGACGACCGGACGGCGGCCAAGCUCAACACGUGCCAGGACAAGCUGUACGACAUCCUGGUGCUGCACCUGGAGAACGGCAAGGACAUCUUCAUCACCGUCCAGGGCGACUACGUACGCAGCUGCUUCGGCGUGUCCAUCAACGCGCUGGUGCACAUCAAGACGCCGUUCGCCGAGGUGGCUAUCUCCCGCCUGCUGGACCUGGAGAGCCCCAGCCCCAAGGAGCUCACCCACAACCCGUACGUGAUCCCCAAGGAGCUCUGGUUCAUGGUGGAUCAGCUGCAGAAGGAGGGCAUCGGCAAGGACCUGUUCGCGCGCAGCGGCCUGCCGUCGGAGGUGCAGCUGAUUCGGGAGGCGCUGGACACCACGCUGCCGGAGACGCUCCCGGGCAGCAUCCACUCGGUGGCCGAGGCGCUGCUGCUCUUCCUGGCCAGCCUGCCCGAGCCGGUCAUACCCAGCGACUACGUGGUGCAGUGCAUGGAGAGCUCCGACAACUUCAUCCAGUCCAAACACAUCGUGUCGCAGCUGCCGCCUCACCACAAGAACGUGUUCACCUACAUCUGCACGUUCCUACGCGAGGUGGUCACCAAGGCGCCCCGGGACGGCGGUUUGGAGGCCACCGCACUCGCGAAAAUCUUCGGCGGUGUGCUGAUCAGGAGUCCCAGCGCCGCCUGGCUGCAGCGCAACAACAUGUCCCUGCAGACGUUGGAUCGGCGAAAGACCACCUUCGUCUACCACUUCUUAGUCAACGAGAUCGACAUCUGAGCGGCCGUCGGUCGUUUAGAAGGGCGUGUAGACUCAGGAGCCGGGAGCUCGCCGUCGGGGCGGGCCCGGUCGCUAGUACAACCUCGCCGGUCCGGCAGUGUAGCAGUUGCGCUGUUUUUUGUUGGUUGGGUCGGCGGGCGGGCGUUGAAUACUCGGUCACUCCACUUCUGCAUUCCACUCUGCCGCCCGGGCGUGCUUAGCUUAAACGGUGUUUUGUUCUUGACCCGGUUUUCCGUACUGCGGCUUGUUCCUUCAGUCCGACGUGUGAAGGGAAACUCGCUUGCCUGUUGUCUGGCACUGCUACUUUUCAGCGACCGUGCUGAAACGUUGGUUUGGUGGGCCGAGUGGUGUGCUGAUGGCCGGUUCCGCCGUGCUUUGGCUGCCGUUGUCUGUGUUCGCUUCCUAACGUCGCUGCGUGUAACUAACCAGCUGGGGCCGUUCGGGAGGUGGCCCGCUCAUGCCGGAGUCGCGCGGCGCGGUGGCGCGCUCCUGGCUCGCCCGUGCCCCGCGCCUGCCCGUCCUAGGCUGCACCCAGCGCGCGCAAAGCCAGAGCUUGGCGGCCGGCUGCUAACGCGCCCCGGAGGCCGUGAGCCCCGGCUCUGAGCGGCCGCGAUUAGGGUUGGCGGUGGUCGGUCGGAGAUGCUGUGAAGGCGGUGGAUACGCUGUAUUUUUGUACGGGCGGCCAUGGUGAGACGGACCUGGCCGUCCGUCUGUGUCACAAUCGACGCGGCGCGGCGGGGCGGUGCCGGUGAGCUGACCUCGGUCGGACGGAGCGAGCGGCGCCCAGACGGCCCCGCGGCGGUUGUCACACCGCGUGGGGCUCUGACGCGAGUCACGACCUCGGGGCCAGGCGCGGCCGUGUGUGGGGACUGCCGAGUGUCUCCAGACGGCCUGCUCUGUCCAGCCGCUCCGCGCUGGCAGA
This is a messenger RNA of Pollicipes pollicipes, 2257 nucleotides long. Its product is annotated as type II inositol 1,4,5-trisphosphate 5-phosphatase. Lineage: Eukaryota; Metazoa; Arthropoda; Thecostraca; Pollicipedomorpha; Pollicipedidae. The record is from RefSeq and is a predicted model, not a curated record. Gene Ontology annotation, molecular function: phosphatidylinositol-4,5-bisphosphate 5-phosphatase activity. Gene Ontology annotation, biological process: phosphatidylinositol dephosphorylation; signal transduction. Gene Ontology annotation, cellular component: membrane. The transcript is spliced from 10 exons. The coding region runs from base 1 to 1335 and encodes 444 amino acids.